GUGUAUAUACUUAUUCCUUGCAGAUAACUGUUAUCAUGGCUUUAAAAUUUGCCAGUAAUCUGUCUUUUAUGUUUACUGAGGUUCCUAAUAUUAUUGACAGAUAUCAAUUGGCUAAGCAAGCUGGAUUUAAAGCAGUUGAAAGUGGAUUUCCAUUUGGCUUCUCUGUUCAGCAAGUUGCCAUAGCUAAAAAGAAGGCUAAUGUUGAUCAAGUACUUUUGAAUGUAUUCACAGGUGAUGUUACAAAAGGAGAAAUAGGCUUUGCUGCUAUUCCAGGUGAAGAAGAAAAUUUCAAAAAAAGUAUCGAGAAAACAAUAGAAUAUGCAAAUGCUUUGAACUGUAAAAUAAUUCAUGUAAUGUCAGGAAAAGUGGAGGCUCCUACUACUGCUAAUGAUAUGGUUUAUGAAAAAAAUCUAUUGUAUGCUAUUGAAAAGUGUCAAAAAGAAGACAUUGUUGUUGUCAUUGAACCAAUUAAUAAUUAUAGUGUACCAAAUUACUACAUGAACAAUUUUCAAAAAGGUUUAGAUUUGGUGAAAAAAAUAAACAAUGCACACUUCAAGUUGUUGAUGGAUAUCUUUCAUUUACAACAUUGUUGUGGUAAUAUUACAAAAUGUAUUCAAGAUUUUUUACCUUAUAUAGGUUAG
This is a messenger RNA of Atta colombica, 641 nucleotides long. RefSeq names its product putative hydroxypyruvate isomerase (gene Gip). The transcript has 4 exons. The coding region runs from base 36 to 641 and encodes 201 amino acids. The record is from RefSeq and is a predicted model, not a curated record. Gene Ontology annotation, biological process: glyoxylate metabolic process. NCBI's taxonomy places the organism in Eukaryota, Metazoa, Arthropoda, Insecta, Hymenoptera, Formicidae. Gene Ontology annotation, molecular function: hydroxypyruvate isomerase activity.